This is a messenger RNA of Acanthamoeba castellanii str. Neff, 1596 nucleotides long. Its product is annotated as cation transport domain containing protein. Bases 1 to 1596 code for a protein of 531 amino acids. Gene Ontology annotation, molecular function: high-affinity potassium ion transmembrane transporter activity. Gene Ontology annotation, cellular component: plasma membrane. Gene Ontology annotation, biological process: intracellular potassium ion homeostasis; potassium ion import across plasma membrane. The record is from RefSeq and is a predicted model, not a curated record. The transcript is spliced from 13 exons. Lineage: Eukaryota; Discosea; Longamoebia; Acanthamoebidae.
AUGAGCUACCUCGACGCGCUCGUGCAUGGUGUCUCCACAAGCACGCAGACAGGGUUGAUUCCCACGAACUUCGCCGUCUUCAGUCGCCUCGGGCAGGUGAUCCUUGCUGGGAUCAUGCUCCUGGGCAAUGGUGUGCUCAUCACACUAGCGCCGGUCGUCACCCGGCUCUACUAUUGGCACAAAUUCUCCAAUCAGCACUCCAGGAGUGACGAGUACUUCGCCCUGUGGCAGCUGUUGAUCAUCGUGCCGUCCUACUACUGCUUCUUCGUCGGCCUGGGGUGGAUCGUGCUGGGCGUCUACGCUGCUUCGGCCCCCGACGCGCUUGACCUGAUGGACAAGAACAGCAACAACCCCGCAUGGUGGGGCCUCUAUCACUCCAUGUCGGCCUUCGGCAACUGCGGAUACUCGACGUUCGCGGACAGCAUGGUCCAGUGGCAAACCCAACCACUCCCGCUCAUCGUCAUGUCCAUCCUCAUCUUGGUCGGCAAUACAGCGUUCCCUCUGAUGAUGCGUCUGAUCGUCUACACGCUCUGGCGCGUGCCCUUCCUGAAGCGUUCCAAGCACGUGUACCGGUACUUGCUUGACCACCCGCGGCGUUGCUACACCCACUUGUUCCCCGCUCCGGAGACAAGGUGGCUUCUUGUACUGCUGCUCUUCCUCAACUCGGUCGAGUUCCUCUUCGAACUGAUACUAGAUUGGGACAACGCGGCCUAUCUCCAGCUCAACGCAGGCUACAAAUUGGUCAAUAUGUACUUUCAGGCCAUCGCCAUUCGCACAGCGGGCUUCAACUCAGUUGAUCUGACGAAGCUGUCUUCGGCCAUCCUGUGGCUCUACGUCGGAAUGAUGUACAUCUCUGCAUCGCCUGUAGCGAUCACCGUGCGCUACACCGGACAGGCCAAAAACCAAAGCCGUGAUGACAGCAUCGAGGCAGCGAGCCGCGCGCCUCACAAGAAGAACACGGUAGGAUCGCAGGUGCAGAACGUGUUCGUGAAACACUUUGUGUGUGUGUUCCUCGCCAUCCUCUUCAUCAGCAUGAUCGAAGAGGUUCCACUCGCGGUCGACCCCAACUACUCCCUGUUCAAGAUCAUCUUCGAGGUGGUCUCCGCCUACGGCACUGUGGGGCUCUCGCUCGGCUAUGGCUCUAAUCCCACGUCCUUCCUGGGCGUCCUGUCCGGUGGCUCCAAGUUGGUGCUCUCGUUCAUGAUGAUCCUCGGGAAGCACAGGAAUUUGCCGGAUUCGAUCGAUACGGCUGUGACGGUCCCCAAGGAGCUCCUGUUCGAAGAAACGGACCUCGACGAGAUCGAAGUGCUCAGCGAGAGCGACGGUGACGACGCCACGCAACGUCAGCGAUAUCGCGAUCACAGCCAUCGCGGUCAUCAUCGUCACCGCCACGAAGCGGACAAAAAGAAAACGAAGAGAAGCUCGCGUCACGUCGAGGAAGACAUCGAAGAAAGCGAAGAACGAAAACGACCAGGCCCGGAAAACGAAAAGAGAGAAGUAAGCGGAGAAGAAGAAAGCGAAGGAGAAGACGAGGAAGGGUCGCAGUUCGACACUGGCGAGGAAGACAUCGAACUCGGGCGAAGGAACCGGUGGUGA